Messenger RNA from Penaeus monodon (black tiger shrimp), 1762 nucleotides. Its product is annotated as sulfotransferase 1C4-like. Gene Ontology annotation, cellular component: cytoplasm. The record is from RefSeq and is a predicted model, not a curated record. Bases 121 to 1161 code for a protein of 346 amino acids. NCBI's taxonomy places the organism in Eukaryota, Metazoa, Arthropoda, Malacostraca, Decapoda, Penaeidae. Gene Ontology annotation, molecular function: sulfotransferase activity. Gene Ontology annotation, biological process: sulfation. The transcript is spliced from 8 exons.
AGCUACAUCAGGCCUUGCAAUUGAUUUCUUCCUCAGUCUUUGCAGGCAGUAAGGCUCCCUUCUACCAACAGCGAGGGACAACUUCCUUAAACAAACCCGCAGCCCCCACAGCGAUCCACGAUGCGUCUCGCCAGCGGUCACGACGCCAUCCAGUUAGAAGGCGAAGAACUGGCGAAGGUCCAGAGAGACUUCGAAGGUUACAGCAAAGGCCUGGUUCGCCUGAAGCCCGGGGGUUGGGUGUUACCGGCGCCCUACCCCAAGUAUGCGGACAAACUCUACAAUACGAAGUUCCGUGAGACUGACGUGGUCAUAAUGACGUACCCGAAGUGCGGAACGACGUGGACGCAGGAGGUCGUGUGGACCAUGAGGAACAACCCGAACCUCGACCACCCGAAGGCCAGCGCCCCGAUCAGCGUUCGUUCGCCUUUCAUUGAUUCCGACAUGCUCAUGGCGAUGGGGAAAGAGGGAUCAAAAAGCCUGAUGUCCGAGUUUCUCAAAGGCGCUGUUCCGGACCCUGACCCCAACGAUGGCGUCGCCCUCCAGCUUACCGCCCACACACCUGACCCUCGAACCAUCAAAACUCACCUGCCGUUCUCCCUCAUGACCCCUGACCUCCUCGAUACGGCCAAGGUGAUCUACGUGACAAGGAACCCCAAGGACGUGGUUUUAUCCUUCCUUCACCACACACGCCUCAUGAAAAAUAUAAACUACGUGGGCUCCUUGGAACAAUUCGUCGAUUAUUUUGUUAAUGACCAGUUGAUCUACGGGCCGUACUGGGAGCACCUGCGCGAGGCCUGGCCCAGGAGGGAUCACCCCAACAUGCACUUCGUCUUUUACGAGGACAUGAAGGCGGACCCCAUGGCGGAGCUGAGGAAACUGAACCAUUUUCUCGGAACUGACCUGACGGAGGACCAGCUGGAGAAGAUCGCUCGGUACACCAGCUUCGAGGCAAUGAAAAAACACGAAAAGGGUGCAUUAGAAGGGAAGAACAUGGCUACAUUUGUUAAUGAGGAAGUGGUAAAGAAAGACGGAGGAUUUUACAGAAAAGGCGAGGCUGGUGGGUGGAAGGAUCGCCUCACGGACAUGCAGGCAGCCAAAAUAGAUGCUUGGACGAAGAAGAACACGUUGGAUCUCGGAAUCAACUUUAAAUAUUCGAUUUAGUGCUCUAGAUGUGUGGAUACAGUUAUAGGCCUGCUCUCGCUCUCUCUCUCUCUUCAUCCCUCCCCUUCUCUCUCAAAACCAUAUUCUCGUACCCUAACAAAGGACAUGUCCAUAGACGUAUUCAUUUGGUUCUUCCUGUAAGUACCCUUAUCUUAUCCUCUAACUGACUGUGUAUUUUGUUCCAUAUUACGACUUCCCUCUUAGUAAAGGACGUUCGUUUCUCAGAGCCCUUGUAUUUUAGGGAUAAUGGCUAAUGGUUGCUUUUUCUUUCCGUUUAUGGCUGCUACUAUUACACCAGAUGAUUGGUAAUAAUAUAAAUUAUGUUCUGCUGUUUUUUCCUUAUUUGAUCCUCCGAAAAACACUUUUUUAAAACCCUAUAACAUAUUCCUUAUAUUUACGCAAAAGUCUGAUGCUUCAGCAAUAAUUCCUGACUCGUUUGUUGUACCGUGCAUCUUGCGUUCACUAAAGCAGGUCACAUUAAUCCUGUCUAUACCUCUUUGCCUGAAGAAUCUUAAACAUACGUUAAGCAGACGACUACGAGUUGGAAAUUAUUUAUCCCUUGUGAUGUGAACACACAGUUAUCAAUAUAAUACACCCUAUG